UUCCUGCUCCUGCUCCUGCUCCUGCUCUCAUCCAUCCUCCCUCCUCGAUCCCCUCCACGCCGGCCCUGCCGGACCGCGCCGCCGCCGCCGGCCGUUCUCCCCCGCGCCGUGCCUGUGGUUCUGGAGCGGGCGGAUUCGUUCGGUGCGUUCUUGGCCCGCCGCCGCCUGUCCGUGUGCCGGAGCCUCGUGCUGCGCGCGGCGUGUUGCCUCCUCCUCCUCCUCCAGUCCAGUUUGCUUCCGAGCCCUUUUGAGAUUCCCCGGAGAUCUGCUUAAUCCGUGCGGGCUCUCUGGUUCCGAUGUGCAGACGCUGCUGCCCGUGAGCGCUGGCAGGAGCCUGAGGUACGUCCGAGGUGGAAGAAGAGGAGUUCGUGGCUGGACGAAAGAACAAUCCUUUCUUUGUCCACUCGGCGGCCGCCGCUGCUAGCUUCUCCAUUCCAGGUCGGUCGGCUUCCAGUCCAGCCAGCCAUGGAGGAGGUGGAGGUGGCCAACAGGGCCGCGGUGGAGAGCUGCCACCGGGUGCUGGCCUUGCUCUCGCAGCAGCAGGACCCGGCCCUGCUCAAGAGCAUAGCUUCAGAGACGGCCGAAGCCUGCGCCAAGUUCAGGAAAGUAGCCGCCCUCCUCGGCAGUGGCAGUGGCGGUGGCGGCGGCUGCGGCCAUGCUAGAGGCAGGUUCUCCAGACGAGUCCGGCCUAUGGGUCUCGUGAACCAGAAGAGUCCCUUGGGGAGCGGCAGUGGUGGCGGCGGCAGCCCGCUGGAGAUGAUGCCCAGCACCGCUGCUGCUGCUGCUGCGGUGGCGGCUCCGUCUCCAUCGACUAGCUACGCACAAAUGCGAGCUCGGCUUAACGGUGUGCCAGACUCACGAGGGCUGGAUUUGGCCUGCUCCAGCAGCAAGAGUGGCGGCCCUCAUCCGUUCGGAGCCCCCAAGCUGGUCCAGCCGCUUUCUGUGCAGUUCCAGAUUGGGAAUGUUGCGCAUAGGUACCCGUUCCACCAGCAGCCCCCGUCGCGGCAGAAGCUGCAGGCCGAGAUGUUCAAGAGGAGCAACAGUGGGAUCAGCCUCAAGUUCGAGAGCCCCAGCCCCAGUGGCGGCGCUGCUGGCACGAUGUCGUCUGCGAGAUCAUUCAUGUCGUCCUUGAGCAUGGAUGGGAGCAUGGCUAGCUUGGAUGGGAAGCGGCCAUUCCAUUUGGUUGGCACCCCGGUGGCGAGCGACCCAGCUGAUGCCCACCGCGCACCCAAACGGCGGUGCACGGGUAGAGGGGAGGAUGGAAGAGGCAAGUGUGCCACUACCGGCAGGUGCCAUUGCUCAAAGAGAAGGAAACUGCGGAUUAAGAGAUCAAUUAAAGUGCCAGCCAUUAGCAACAAAAUCGCUGAUAUACCUCCUGAUGAGUACUCGUGGCGCAAGUACGGGCAAAAGCCAAUUAAGGGUUCCCCCCACCCGAGGGGUUACUACAAAUGCAGCAGCGUCAGGGGCUGCCCGGCAAGGAAGCAUGUUGAGCGAUGCGUAGAUGACCCAGCGAUGCUAAUCGUGACAUACGAAGGCGAGCACAACCAUAACCAGUUGCCAGCACAGGCUGCCCAGACCUAGAGGAUCAGUAAACUGUCGCUCCAUUCAGGAAGCGCCUGGGCCAUGCCUUUGCUGAAGGAUGACCUAGCUGGUCAUGUUAGGAUCCGAGGCCUUUGAAUUUCGAAUGCAGCAGCGAUGAACAUGGAUCCAUUUGAGAAUUUGAUGAGCUGCUUGGCCCCUCUUCUUGAGCUACACGCUGUUACAGAUGCUAUUGUGGGGACUGCUGCCAAGUUGUUCAUCUUUCUUGUGAGCUGUGGCAUGUAGUAUGAUUGAAAGAUGGUGCAGGAAGGAAAAUGCGGCGUCUGAUAGCGACCGGUGAGCUUUGUCGCUGAGAGUCUGAAGGGUUGAAAGCAAAGAUUGACAAAAGGAAGUGAACAACCGCGCAUUGUUGUAAAGGGUGGAUUAGGAUGGCAGGGUUGGCUUUUAGCGUGCACAAGUUCGCUUGCCAUGACUUGCCUGUGUAUGCUGCUUUUUUGCUUUUCUGAAACCUCUUUUUGUUGACAAAAAAAAAAAGGAGAGAGGGAGGAGGUCCGUACUGACCGCUGCAAGCUAGGACCAUUUGGAUUUUCCAGGUGUAAGCAUUCCAGAAGGAAAGGUGCAAAGCUGUUGUUGGUGUGAUUUGCCACCCCCAGUACUAUUGCUCUUGUGUAAAGCAUUACGUGUUAAUGA
Molecule: messenger RNA, 2229 nt
Organism: Sorghum bicolor (sorghum)
Lineage: Eukaryota; Viridiplantae; Streptophyta; Magnoliopsida; Poales; Poaceae
Product: probable WRKY transcription factor 74
Exons: 4
Coding region: 466-1581 (371 amino acids)
Biological process (GO): regulation of DNA-templated transcription
Molecular function (GO): DNA-binding transcription factor activity; sequence-specific DNA binding
Source: RefSeq, a predicted model, not a curated record